AUGUAUUGGCGUGUGUGUGCGGCGGUCACAGUACUGGUGUUAGUGUUAGUGGCUCCGAUGGGCCGGGCCUGUCCAAGAACGUGCAACUGCUACCAGGCCAAUGAGGUCCACUGUACCUUCCGCUCCCUGCUCGCCAUACCUGCCGGCCUGCCUGCACACACACAACGCAUCAACCUUGGCUUUAACAGUAUCAGCAGGAUCCCUGACAACUCGUUGGCUGGCUUAAAGAGGGCAGAGCUUUUGAUGCUCCAUGGCAACGACCUCCACCACAUUCCAGAUGGGGCGUUUCGGGACAUGAAAUCACUCCAGGUAUUAAAGCUGAGUUAUAACAAGCUGAGGGAGAUCUCCUCAGCUCUGAUGUUUUCCGGCCUGACCUCUCUGCUGCGCCUUCACUUGGACCACAACCUCCUUCAGCACAUCCACCCCCGGACCUUGCUGCAGCUGCCCAGCCUCAGGCUGCUCCGUCUGCAGGGAAACCGGCUGCAUCAGCUGCAUCCUCACACUCUCUGCACGCUCUCCCUGCUGAACACAUAUUACUACUCCACCCUCAGACACCUGGAUCUGUCCAACAACAGUCUAACCGUCCUGCCCAGAGAUGCCAUAGUGACAGCGCCCCUACUGGAGUCUCUGGCACUGCAGGCUAAUCCAUGGAGUUGUGACUGUAGGAUGAAGUGGUUUCUUAGCUGGAGUCUGGCUCACCCAGGGCUGAUGAAAUGUGGUAGAGGUUCUCAGUGUCCAGUCUGUGCCUUGCCGAAGCCCCUUCAAGGGCAGGGCUUUCUCCAGCAGACCGACCUAUCGUGUACCCCUCCUGUAAUCUCCUCUCCAGGAAGAGACUCACCUUCUGAGGCAGACCUUGGGGAGAACCAACCAAUUGAAUCUUUCAGAGAGCCUUUAGGUGCUGCCUCUCUGGGUCUAUCUGACCAUCAGGGGGACAGUGUUGAUCUGAGUUGCAACAUUACGCACUCCACCAACUUUCCAGAUAUUACCCCUCCCUCCGACCCUUCCCUGCCCUCGUCUUCUCCUCUUUCCAUUGUUCUCUCCCUCUCUCUCGACUGCCCUGUGGAGAGAGAGAGUUACGAGAGACUAUGGAGGAUCCUGGCGUACUACAGUGAGACGGCAGUUCGCCUUGAGAGGGAGAUUAUGCUGAGUAAAGCCCCUGCACUGGCGUACCGUUACAGGCAGGUGGCUGAGACAGAAGGAUAUUACAACACCGAAGUUCGAGCCUCUAUUAAAGCCAAACCGCACUGGCUUCUACAGCCUGCUAUCAGCAUUCAGCUUAACAGGGCACAGUCCAGCAGACAAAAAGUCCAGCUUAUACUGACAACCAGAGUGUCUGCGCGCCCAGACCCCAUUUCUCACACGUCUUCAUCAUCAUACUCCCCUUUUCUUCAUCCAUGGGUUCUGAUUCCAACUAAUCAUACGGCUACAUCUGUAGCGGCACUAGUGGGCAGUAGGGCAGAAAUAUCUUGCCCCAUUCUCAGCUCUGGCAGUCCCACUUUACAAUGGAUUCUCCCAGAUGGAUCAAAACUCAUUUCCCCCUCCAGCAGUCCAGAUGGUCGGCUCUGGGCCUCAGCCUCUGGAUUACUGAUACGCAGAACAGAGUCUUUAGAUGCUGGCCUGUACCUUUGUGUUGCCCAGGCAGGGGAAGAUGUGGAUGUACUCCCCGUGAGGCUGGCUGUUGAAGAGUCCUCUGUCGCACCCCCUGGAGAGCAAAUGGGGCCCUCUGUCACAGGAGUGAUUGGGGAUGCUGUCAGUUUACCCUGUGAGGUUUCUGGUACACCAAUACCUGAUGUUAGCUGGUUGUUGCCAGAUGGGAAUAUGAUACAGUUUGGCUCAUCUGUGUCAGGUGGAAUCACUAUAAAAUCAAAUGGGAAUCUGUCAUUGCCCCGCCCAUCUUUGAAACAUGCUGGCCAAUACCGUUGCAUGGCAGUCAACCAAUAUGGUGCAGACUCUCUUUCAAUGUGGCUAGACUUAAACUCCAGAAGUGCCCCUUCUCUUAGCUCUUCAUUUCCCAGGGGUCCACAGUCAGCUGCUGGCCAAUCAACCAGGAUACGAGUCCCGCUCCUACGAAGACCUAAUGUAGAAGAGGGCUCAGGGGAUGAGGAAGAUGAAGAGGAGGCAAGGGUUCCAACUGGCAAUAGGAGGCGUCCAAGACCUCCCCAACUCCCCCUGAACCAGCGUUAUCCAAUUGGACAUCCACGAAGACGCGGGCCUGUGAGAGGAGGUCCCCUGAGAAGAGGAGGGGCAGUGUUAUCCCCCUUUGAACAGAGAAGAAACCGCUUUGAAAACAGAAACAGAGGUAGCGCAACUAAACAAAGAAUAGACCCUCAGAAAUGGGCUGACCUAUUGGCUAAAAUACGCCAAAGGACCGCCCUCAAUACCACCAGCCAGCCAAGCAGUGGUGGAGAUGCAGGAGCUGAACCGAAAGAGAAUGACAAUGAGAAAGAGAAUCGCCGAGGAGGCAACGAGGAAGACAGCAACAGAGAGAAAGGAAAAAUUGAAACUGAAGGAUCAUCCAUCGAUGAUGCAAGUUUGCAAGAGGAAGGCUUACAUCCAAUUCACAUAGAAACAGCAGAAAAAGAUGAACGACCACAAAGACCAGGUCUUUCUAGACCUCAGCCUCAGAGCCCCCAGCAGGGAUUCUUUCCCAACAUGGUUCCCAACUCACGGUCCCAAAGUCCCUGGAACACUCGCAGAAGGCUGGGACCUCGGAGAAAGAUAAACAAUCGAAACAGAGGGCGGCCUUUAACCCCACCUCAACCUCUACCUGACCCCACAAGCCAGAGAAGUGCAAGUAUUCCUAUUAGUACAACAGCUACAACUGUCCACACCCCUACUGUUGUGUUCAUAACACCUAUUCCUGUAAGUACUGCAAGUACUACUAUUCCAACAACUACGCCUACUACUACUACUUCUGCUACUAGCACUAUUCCCACAACAACGGCAACUACUAUGACUUCUUCUACAACGACAACACCCUCAACCACAACAACUACUCCAACAACAGAUAGGACAACUACUAGUACUACUUCUGCUAGUGUCCAUACUAUACCCACCACUACCACAUCCACAAGUACCAGAGGAGAGAGGCCCAGCCCAGGACUAGUUGACCCCAGACGAAGGACUGUUUCUGGGACUCCAAAUCAGAGCCGUCCCCCUCCUGAAUGGAAAAGCCCUGGGGCUAAUUUUAUUCCUGAUUCUCAUAGCAGCAGGCCCCGUCUGCCCUCCUCUCCUCGCCUCCCUGCCUCACCCAGGGUCCCAGUUAUGAAAUCCAGACCGAGGAUAGCUGAUCCCCAUAUCAGGACAGUAUCUGCCCCAGCAGAGAGCACUGCCGGGCUGAACUGUGAGGCACAGGGUGAACCUCAACCCUCCAUCACAUGGAUCAAGGUCUCCACAGGGGCAGUGAUGUCAGUGCACUCCAGGGCUCAGCGGUUUGAGGUCUUGCCAAAUGGCACCUUUGUCAUCCAGAAUGUACAGCUGCAGGAUAGGGGGACAUAUAUCUGCAGUGCACACAGCUCCCUGGGCCGUGACAGGAUGCUCACAACCCUGGAGGUGUGGUCCCGCCCUCCUCGGAUGCAGCUGGUCAAUUACAGAGAAGCUACUAUUCACCAGGGAGGAGAGCUGCAUUUAGACUGCCAGGCGGAUGGCGUACCGACUCCUCUGCUGUCUUGGGUUCUCCCCGACCGCUCUGUACUGACCCCUACUGACUCCUCCCACAGUCGGAUGGUCAUGCACAAAAAUGGGACACUCCACAUCUCAGUGAUAUUGCCUAGUGACCGGGGCGCAUAUCGCUGUGUGGCCUCCAACUCUGCGGGUGCAGCCAGCAACUCUGUGCGUGUGCAUGUGUCUUCACUGCCGCCUGUGAUCCAUCAAUCUGCCGAGGAGCAUUUGGUUCUGACUGCCGGGAUGCCUGUUUACGCCCACUGCUCUGCCCGGGGGGCCCCACCUCCAACACUACGCUGGCGAAUCCCAGAUGGGACCCUGGUUCGCCCGUCUCAGUUUCUCCAUGGCAACAUCUUCAUCUUGCCCAAUGGGACGCUGCACAUCCGGCGACUGGAGCCAAAGCAUGCUGGAAGUUAUGAGUGCAUGGCCAGUAAUGCAGUCGGAUCUGUGAAGAGGACCAUAAGGGUGGAGCUGCAGGGAGGGACAGAGGGAGCUGUUACUACUGCUCGACAACCAAACUCUUCCGCUACACAACAUAAAGGUGGAGCCCCUUCCCUCCCUAUACCCUCCUCAAAUACACUCAACUCCCCUGAACUUUCCCUUCCAUCUUCUCCUUCAGACAGAUCCAGGACCUCACUGCCCUCCCCCGGCUCUUCUGGUUCUCCUCUACCCCCCUUUCACCCCCGCCUGCCCGAUUCCCCUCACUCGCCUCUGGAAAAUAAAACCUUAAUCGGCAUCUCUCCCACACACUCCUCCACUUUCAAUGACAUCAAAUUCUCCCCUCUCUCCCCAUCCUCUCCUCUCUACCCCUCCAACCCCACAAAUAACACCAAACUCUCACCUCCCAGUGUAACCAGCGCAAAAGUCUCCCCUUCUGCCCCAACUGAGAAGAGCAGAGGCCCUCCUCCUCUCCCAUUCCCACCCAUCUCCCACCUCAGUAAGGCUCGAAUCACCUCCAGCUCACCCUCUGUCACCUCAGUCCACUAUGGGGGGUUCUUGCAUCUCCAUUGCUCAGUAUCUGGCAACCCAACCCCGACCAUCAUCUGGAGGACACCCAAUAGGAAACUGGUGGACAUGCACUUCAGUUUUGACAGGCGCCUGAAGGUGCAGCCAAAUGGUAGCCUGUCUGUUCAGGCGGUAACAGAAAAAGAUGCUGGGGACUAUCUCUGUAUCGCACGUAACAAGGUCGCUGAUGACUACCGCCUCCUCCGCGUCUCUGUGGCAACCAAACCUGCUAAGAUCGAGCCAAAGCAACCCUCUAACCAGAUGGUGUCUUUGGGUGGAUCCCUGAAGGUGGACUGCUUGGCAUCAGGACUGCCUGACCCAGCUGUCAGUUGGAGCCUACCAGAUGGAACCAUGGUGAACAGUGUAUUGCUGCGGGAAGACAGAGCGGGACGCUCAAGGAGGCUGACAGUGUUUGACAAUGGGACAUUACUGGUGCCAACAGUGGGUAUGGGUGAGGAAGGGGAGUAUACAUGCUAUGCCAAGAAUCAAGGAGGACAGGAUACCAUGAAGGUAAAAGUCAAGGUCAUGAUGACCUUACCGCCAACUUUCACUGACAAUCCAAGCUAUAAGGUCAUCAAAGUGCGACAGGAAGCGACUGCUGCCUUUCGCUGCCAGGCUGCAGGAGAUCCCACCCCCAAAGUGACAUGGUUCUCCCCAAACAACCGCGCCAUUCCUCGAAGUUCUGGCUUAGACUACCUUUCAGAGCGGGUUGUAGUGAAAUCAGAUGGAACUCUGGAGAUCCGUCUUGCCCAAAGCACGGAUGCGGGAAACUACACAUGCCAAGCAAGCAACACAUUGGGGGAGAGAAGCAGGGUGGUGGGCCUGGAGGUGGAGAUUCCCAAUAAUGGACCGACUAGCAUAGUGGGCGGGAGUGGAGUGAGUGUGAGAGUCAAUGGGAGAGGAGGUAGUAGUAGUAGUAGUAGUAGUAAUAAUUCUGGUGGCAGUGCUAACACAGGUAUCACUGGUACAAGUGCUACUAAUGGAGGUACCAGUAACUCCACUAGCCCAGUGGUGAGUGUAGUCACAUCAGUGAAGCAGAGAGCAGUAAAAGGACACACUGUCAUAUUACCAUGCCCCUCACAUGGUUCCCCUCCUCCACGUUUGGCCUGGCUUCUGCCUGGUAAUGGCAUUUUAUCGGCACCUUAUUAUGGGAGCCGGCUCACCGUCUAUCGUAACGGCUCCUUGGAGCUCCGUGGUGUGCGGGCGAGUGACAGUGGAGAAUUGGUGUGUGUGGUGAGAGGAGAGAUAAGGGUAAAGGUAGAGCUGGUGGUCUCAGAGACGCAGGAGGAGGCCACAGCUCAGCAUGGAGGAACAGCUGUAGAGAAACCUACGCCAAGAGGCCCAGGUUCAUUUACUGCACCUCACUCAGGUGGCCCACCAGCUUCACCAGAAUCAGCUCACUCCCAGGGCCCACGACCUGUGUUCCCUCAAACACUUAAUUCAAGAAAUCUAGUUACUGAAAAGCCUCCACAGAGAGCUUUGCUUACACCUGCUGCACCUCGUGCAGUAGGCCCAGUGCUCGGCUCAGGUGGCCCAGGCUCAGAGCCGGUGAGACAGCAGCCAGUGGUGAACACCAGAACGGCCUCCCUGGUUACCAUCAUUAAUGGGGAGAGCCUUCGUCUGUCCUGCAAAGCUUCUCCACACUCUGGUUAUAACCAGGGGUCUCUGUCCUGGACCUUGCCCAGUGGCGAGGUGCUGUCCCGGGGUGAGAGCAGUGGUGGAGGUCAGUAUUCAGUCCUAGAGGAUGGAACCCUUAUUGUCCAACAGGCAUCUGUGUUUGAUCGUGGCUCCUACGCCUGCCGAUCCACGAAUCAAGAAUCUUCCUCCACAUCGGUUGUUACAGUUCCUGUAAUCGUCAUAGCGUACCCCCCGCGCAUCACAACAGGACCAUCGCCUGUGACCUACACACGACCUGGGGUUGCCUUGGAACUGCCCUGCCUCGCCAUCGCAACACCUCGAGCGACCAUUACAUGGGAGACGCCGGACCUGUCGCAGCUUAGGGCGACAGGUCAGGCACGUAAUUAUGGCAACCGUUACCUUAGUGCCCACGGAUCCCUGGUUAUACAAAACCCGACAAGUAGAGAUACUGGGUUCUACAGAUGCACCGCAAAGAAUGUCAUUGGGGCCGACACAAAGGCUACUUACUUGCAUGUUGUAUGAUGGACUGAUGCAUGCACUUCCGCCCACAUGCAUGUGUGCACAGACUUGUAGAGACAUAUGUACCCAAGCAACACACAUGCAUACACAUACACACACACACACACACACACACAC
This is a messenger RNA of Lampris incognitus (smalleye Pacific opah), 6942 nucleotides long. Its product is annotated as matrix-remodeling-associated protein 5-like. The coding region runs from base 1 to 6828 and encodes 2275 amino acids. NCBI's taxonomy places the organism in Eukaryota, Metazoa, Chordata, Actinopteri, Lampriformes, Lampridae. Gene Ontology annotation, cellular component: extracellular region. The transcript is spliced from 14 exons. Gene Ontology annotation, molecular function: protein binding. The record is from RefSeq and is a predicted model, not a curated record.